ACUUCACGUGUACCGAGUGCGCGCAGUAACCGCCGAGCUAGUGCUAAGUAGUGUGUCGUACGAUAACUUACAGACAUGAAUCUCACAAUGCAAUUAGCGGUCAUGGUGGCCGUGUUCCUGUGCAUGGUCGACAGCGCACCGGAGACACGAAUGGUGCGUAAGCAGCAGCGACCCACCCGUGGCUUCAAGAACGUCGAAAUGAUGACAGCUAGGGGCUUCGGGAAACGCGCAAGGGCUGAACGCGACGUAUCCCAACAAACAACGGCAGAACGCACGAACCGCGGUACACCUACUUUUAAAAGCCCCUCCGUUGGUAUCGCAAGAGAUUUUGGCAAAAGAACACCGGAAUUGGAAUCAGAAGAUGACACACAUCGCGCCACCAAGGUUUUUAAACCCAAAGGUCCUUUAAUGGUAGCGUUUGACUUUGGCAAGCGCAGUGGUAACGAUGAUGUAAACGAAGAAGUAGAAGAAAUAAGAGUGACCAGAGGUACAUUCAAGCCAAAUUCGAACGUACUUAUCGCGAGGGGUUAUGGGAAGCGACAAGGUAAAAGCGGCGGAGUAUAUGGCCUGGACAACUUCUGGGAAAAUCUCGAAGCUACGCAAGAAAAAGACGGACAAGACGCUAAUGACGACAAAAAUGUGGAAAGCAUCCCCUUGGACUGGUUUGUGAAUGAAAUGAUCAACAACCCCGACUUCAGCCGAUCUGUUGUACGAAAGUUCAUCGACCUGAAUCAGGACGGAAUGCUCUCUGCGGACGAACUAUUACGGAACGUGGCUUAAUUAUUGUAACUUAUUUAAGAAAUACGGUUGGAUCUGUUGUUAUUAAGAAAUUUUUGUUUAGACAAUUUAUUUGCUAGAUGAUUUAUAUGUUUGUAACUAUAUAGUACUGUGAUAUGAAUGAAUCUUUAUCUCGCAAUUAAAAAUUAAAAAAAAAAAAUCGUUGUUAAUCAGAAAAGGAGAAACAAAUCGCUUAAUUUGUAAAUAGUUCAUUAAAUGAUAUCAAUGGCGUGAAGUGUAUUAUUUUUAAUUAAAUAUUAUGGUCGACGAGCAUAGAUAAAUUAUCUAUGUGUUUGUCUAUGUUUGUCUGCCAAUUCGUAGGUAAUCGUUGUAUUGUUUUAACUUGUGAAUUUAGCCGUGAUCAAACGGAGUUAGUUCAAAGUUUUGGAAAGGUCUUUCGAUCGAAGUGAACAAAGAGGCAAAAGACUUAAAGAUUAUUAAUGUUAGUUAUCUUUCAUAGAUUUGAUCUCAUUUACAUUAACAUUAUAUCAAUUGUGAUGUGUUGAUUUUGUGAAAUAGAUUAUUACUUGACGAUACUGAAAAACUAAAGAGGUAUUUUUUCUUCAAACUCGACAGCUCCGAUGACCUACCACCAACUUACGUGAUUCUUUUUGUUUUUGAUAGGAAAUUGUUGUCAUUUGGCCACAUUAUAGAAUCUGGAGUGAUACCGCCCUCCUCAGGAGCGUGUGUAGCCGUUUUGUAGAAAAUAUUAAUUUCAGUAGGUAUAUUAUUUCUCCAGGCUGGGUAACUUAAUCAAUUCGCAUUUAUUUCGUCCUCUACUCUACAUACAUACAUAAAUAAAUGUAAUUAUAUGUAAGCUGUAUCGGUGUAUGUUCAGAUACCAAAUAUCUAUUUACUUAGUUCAUUGUUAUUUGUCGAUAUCACGA
This is a messenger RNA of Zerene cesonia (dogface butterfly), 1664 nucleotides long. RefSeq names its product allatotropins-like. Lineage: Eukaryota; Metazoa; Arthropoda; Insecta; Lepidoptera; Pieridae. Bases 76 to 780 code for a protein of 234 amino acids. The record is from RefSeq and is a predicted model, not a curated record. The transcript is spliced from 8 exons.